Ceratitis capitata (Mediterranean fruit fly) is the source of this 1230-nucleotide messenger RNA. It is a transcript of the gene Or49a, whose product is annotated as odorant receptor 49a. The transcript has 4 exons. Gene Ontology annotation, biological process: detection of chemical stimulus involved in sensory perception of smell; sensory perception of smell. Gene Ontology annotation, cellular component: plasma membrane. The record is from RefSeq and is a predicted model, not a curated record. Gene Ontology annotation, molecular function: odorant binding; olfactory receptor activity. Lineage: Eukaryota; Metazoa; Arthropoda; Insecta; Diptera; Tephritidae. The coding region runs from base 1 to 1185 and encodes 394 amino acids.
AUGGAUUUUGAGAAAAUUUUUUGGCUCCCCAAUACACUAUACCUAGUUGUCGGUUACGAUUUCCGACAAGUAUCAAAAUCAUACUUGAAGAAAAUUCUAAUGACAGCGUUUUUAAUACUAACUAAUAUAACCGGUAUUUGUAUCCGAAUUUAUAUGUUGAUACAACUUCGGGAGUUAGUCUUGAGUGGUGAUAUGUUGAACAGCUUUCGCUUAGGAGUAUAUAUAUCCUAUGCAUUUGAUUCGAUUGUGAAGUUUUUUGGUUUUCUACACAACGCGCAUCGCCUGCGUAAAAUUUACGAAUCUUUAGCCACUGAGUUUCCGCAGACAUUCAGCGAACAGCAAUUCUAUCAAGUUCAUAAAUACAGCUUUAACAGAUCACGUAUCUUGAUUUUCGCUUACCUGUCGGUGACGAAUUCUAUACUACUUGGACCUAUAGUGCAGUCGAUUAUCAUGUAUAUUAUCGAUGCAUUUCUAUAUGGUUUAUCGGGAGCAAAAUUUCAAUGCUUACAUCCGACACCUAUAACCUAUAACUUUAACUUUUGUUCGCCACGAUAUUAUAUACCUAUUUAUAUUGUGGAAUAUUUAAAUGGUCACUUUCUCACCACAACCAGUUUGGGUACGGAUUUGUAUGUAUGUACUUUCGCCGCACAGGUGUGUAUGCAUCUCAAGUAUCUGGGAAACUCCUUGGAAGGCUAUGAACCGAGCGCCGAUAAUUCCAAAGCGGAUUGCGCGUACUUAAAGGAGUGGAUUAAGAAACAUCAGUUAAUGCUACGUUUAUGUGCUGAUAUAAAUGACGUUUUCGGAACGACUCUGCUGUUCAAACUAAUAUCAAAUUGCACCGUAUUUUGCAUAAUUGUAGUUCAACUAAAGCUGGAAGGUUUUGGCUGGGGAUUUCUAAACUUCUUAUGCUUCUUUUUCGUUACUGUUGCCCAAUUUUUCAUGGUAUGUCAUUUCGGACAGAAGCUUAUUAACACUAGCGAGGACGUGUCACUUUGCGCUUACAAAAAUCGUUGGUAUAAUGGAUCGAAAGCAUACAAAACAUUACUAUUUACUAUAAUUGCGCGUUCCCAAAAGUCCUGCAAGCUAACAGCGAAAGGGUUUCAGCCGAUCUCCCUGCAGACCUUUCAAAUUGUGAUGACCAUGACCUAUCGUGCAUUCGCCGUGUUGCAACGUGCUUUGGAUUAACUUGUGUACGGAUGAUUAUGACAGUUCGAAAGUAUAGAAUUACUU